Molecule: messenger RNA, 1909 nt
Organism: Musa acuminata subsp. malaccensis (wild Malaysian banana)
Lineage: Eukaryota; Viridiplantae; Streptophyta; Magnoliopsida; Zingiberales; Musaceae
Source: RefSeq, a predicted model, not a curated record
GAACCUCGAGCUCAAACUCCCCACCAUCAUUCGGUAAAGAUGCUGUGAAGCUGAUGUGCUCAUUUUUCAGGUAGAGGCUCUGCUUCUCAACCACCAUCGAUCCUGCAAGUUCCUGAACCUUCUCCGCGAAAAGGAACUAGAUCGGCUCCCAUUACUCGGGCGAAGAUUUUAUUUGGUUACUUUAACGAGGCCAACUCCGCCCUUGCGAUCAACCGGACCGCCUCCGGUCCGGUUCGCGUAUAAAAGGAGAGUGGAAAAACCCUCAAGCCCACCUUCCCGCCGCCUCUGUUUCUCACGCAGCCGCGACCGAUGCUGCGACUACUCACCGCGACUUCUCGCCUCCGUCUUCUCACCGUGACCGACGCUUGCCGCUACCGGCUACCGACGCUUGCCGCGACCUCGCUGCACACCGCCACGAACGAUCUUUGUCCUAAUCACAUCUCAGGAGUUGCCUGUGGGAAGUUGGAAACUUCAAAUUUUAAAUUUCAACAAUGGGGAGGUUAUACGGUCUACCGUUGCCCAGCUGUCGCUCGUUUGUCUUCAGUGGCUAAUAAAGAGAGCAGUCAUCCUACAGAGGCUGUAGAGGAGUUAUAUCAGAAAAUGCUCAAAUCUGUUGAAGCUCAAACCAUGCCUCCAAAUGCUUGGUUGUGGUCUCUAAUCAGCAACUGUUUGAACCGAGAGGACAUAAAGCUUCUUUUCCAGAUAUUGCAGAAACUUCGAAUAUUUAGGCUAUCCAACCUUCGUAUACAUUCAAAUUUCAACUCUCAUCUUUGUAUGAGAGUUUCUGAGGCGUGCACUCGUGCAGAUGCCCUUGACUAUGGGUUAAAGGCUUUAUGGAAACAUAAUAUCUAUGGUUUAACUCCAAGCAUUGGUUCUGCUCAUUACUUACUGUCAUAUGCUAAAGAGCACAAUGAUGACAAACUAAUGGUAAAGAUUAUGCGGGUCUUGGAAAAGAACUCGAUGUCGCUUCAACCAGGUACCGCAGACAUAGUCUUCAGCAUUUGUCACAACACAAACAAAUGGGAUCUGAUUUCCAAGUAUUCAGCAAGGUUUCUUAAGGCUGGAGUAAAACUUCAUCAAACAGCAUUUGAUAUUUGGAUGGAAUUUGCUGCGAAAAUUGGAGAUGUUCAAUCUAUUUGGAAAAUUGGGAAGCUCAGAGAAAAAUUUGUAAAGCGACCAACACUUUCAAAUGGGUUUUCAUGUGCUAAGGGACAUCUGCUUGAACAUAACCCAGAGACUGCUGCUGCUACCAUUCAUAUUCUCUACAAGAACCUGCCAGAUCUGAAGAAGCCACAAGUCAUAGAUGAACUGCAGAAACUAAUUAGUCAAUGGCCACAGGAGGUUAUAAGGAAACAGAAGAAGGAAGACAAACAGGCAUUAAUUGAAGCCCUGAAAAGGGAUAUCCCUGACAUGGUCAGUUCUUUGUUAAACAUGGGGCUUGACGUUACUAUGGACCUAAAAGAACUCAGCAAACAAGAAGCAUGAAAUCCAGAGAAGAUGAGGAUUUUGCGUGUCACCUUGUUUUUAAGUUAUCCAAAUAUUUUUUGUGUUGUAAUGCAUCUGGAUGCUUCGUUCCAACAAGUUGUAGAAAUUCGUCAUUUUUACUCACCUUUUUAACGAUAUAAUUCGAAAUUAUGCAGGAGUUGUAGGAUAAGCAAAUCCAUAUUGACUAUUUUGAUCGAAGGAAUGUUCAUCACAGUUUCUUUGUCGGUCAUAAUUCAUAAUAGUUCUUGCCCUUGAGAGUAGGGCUCGACUCCCACAAAUUGUACAAACAAUGAAUUGAAUUGGAAUUUGAAAAUCAUCAAAUAUGAAUGUGAUUUUGUGUCCUUUUUAGUAUAUGAGCAACAAGCUCAAUCAUUCGUUAAUCUAUGAUGCAGGAGAACGUUGUUUUGUAUGCAUCUGCGACCCA